AUGGCAACAUCAGACUUCAACCAAAUCGGCUUCAUCGGCCUCGGCGCCAUGGGCAAGCACAUGGCCGAGCAACUCGCGGCCAGGCUCCCAGACAAUGCGCGCAUCCACGUCUAUGAUAUCUCUAGAGCACCUGUCGAGGAGCUUGAGAGGAAGUAUCCUGGUAAAGUCGUUGCCUCAAGUUCGCCGAGGGAUGUCGCUGAGAAUGUGAAAUACAUCCUCUCAAUGGUCCCCGAAGGCGCACAUGUCAAAUCCGUCUAUCUAGACGAGAAAACCGGUGUUACUACAGUGGACCUAGCAGGCCGAGUCCUCAUAGACUGCUCGACUAUCGACCUCGCCACAAACCUGCUGGUAAAGCAACACCUCGCACAAACCCACCCAAACGCAUCCUUCUACGACGCCCCCGUCAGCGGGGGCACGCUCGGCGCCGCAAAAGCCACAAUCGCAUUCUUCCUCGGCUGCGCAGAGACCGAUCCCCAGCUGCAAACCCUAACCCGCCUCCUCUCACUCAUGGGAAAGCAGAUCAUCCCCUGCGGCGCACCCUCGCUCGGUCUCGCGGCGAAGUUAUGCAAUAACUACCUCUCAGGCCUAAUCGCGAUAGGCAGCGCCGAGGCACUGAACAUGGGGAUCCGGUCUGGAUUAGACCCGCGCGUGCUCUCGAAUGUAUUUACCGCGGGAACUGCGCAGAAUGCCAUCUGUGACAAGUUUAACCCGUGUCCUGGGGUUGUUGCAGAUGCGCCGAGUAGUCAUGGGUAUGAGGGGGGGUUUAAGGUGCAGUUGAUGAAGAAGGAUUUCUCGCUGGCGGUUAGUUUGGCGGAGAGUGUGGGGGCUAGAUUGGAGCUUGGGGAGCAGGGGUUGAGGACGUAUGAGGGGGCGUCGAAGGAUGAGGAUUGUUAUGAUCGGGAUUCGAGGGUGGUGUUUCGAUUUAUUGGGGGGGAUGAGAAGUGGGCGGCAAAGCUUUAG
Messenger RNA from Aspergillus glaucus CBS 516.65, 960 nucleotides. RefSeq names its product putative 3-hydroxyisobutyrate dehydrogenase. The record is from RefSeq and is a predicted model, not a curated record. The transcript is spliced from 2 exons. Gene Ontology annotation, cellular component: mitochondrion. Bases 1 to 960 code for a protein of 319 amino acids. NCBI's taxonomy places the organism in Eukaryota, Fungi, Ascomycota, Eurotiomycetes, Eurotiales, Aspergillaceae. Gene Ontology annotation, molecular function: NAD binding; 3-hydroxyisobutyrate dehydrogenase activity; NADP binding. Gene Ontology annotation, biological process: L-valine catabolic process.